AUGGUUCAAAUUACAAAAUCAUGCAGAGAAUUAAAACGUGUUGGCAUUUUGAAAGAAUGUGGACGAUUAAAUAUCAAUAUUAAUGGACGAAUAAUCAAAACGAUGAAGUCAACAGCAGUUUGUUUUUCAGAUUUAAUUCACGAAAGAUGCAUUUAUGAUAAAUCAAUAACAUCAUUUAAAGCAAACAUAGAUCUUAAAUGCGAAGAUUCAAUAGACAUCCUCACUAAUUUUCUUGAAACAGGAAAACUUGAAUUUGAAGAAGAUGAAAAUCAUUAUCAUGAUCUUUUUGAAAUCGGUAAAUAUUUUGGAAAUGAAAUCUUUAUCCAUAUGUACGUCGAUCAUGUUAAAAUCGACAAAUCUAUUACUAAAGAAAACGUUUUUUCGAAGUAUGAAGUUUCAGUUUUAGAAAAUGAUCCUAAAACAGAAAACGAAUGUCUCUAUUUCAUCUCAUCCAAUUUAUAUUGUUUCGAUGACAAUGAUAUCAUUGACAAUUUCACACGAAAUGGAUAUGAAUUUUGUGAACAAAUCAUCACUUCUAAAGAAUUAAAAAUCGACAACGAAGAUCAUUUAUCAUUUUUAGUUUUAUCAAUCUGCAAAAAGAAUGAUACAUUCUUUGAUUUAUUUCGAUAUAUCAAACUAUCAUUUUGCUCAUCCGAAACAUAUGACUCAAUUUAUAACUUUUGCCUUGAACAUUCAUUCGAAAGAGAUCUUCUCACUAUAUACAACGAAACACUAAAGAAUUAUCAUUCAAACAUAAGAGAAAAUAUUGAAAUUUCAAAUCAAUCUCUUUUAUCAUUCGAAAAACAUUUAACUAACAAUCAAUUUACAAUUUCAAAUAACUCUAUUUGUUCAUUUGAAAAACAUUUAACUAACAAUAAAUUUAUGAUAUCAAGUCAACCUAUUUGUUCAUUUGAUUCUAUGUUGGUUUCUAAAGAAAUUAAAAUGAAAUUUACAGCUUCAUCUAAGUUAGUUGAAAAGCUAUCAGAUAUAAAUUCUUAUAGAGAUAAUGCUGAUUUCUGUACUGAGAAUUCUCCUAAUUCAUGGAUAAAAGCUGAUAUAAAAGGAUAUAAAUUAAAACCAAUAUCUUAUGUUUUACAAUCAAAAGUUAAGUAUGAUACUCAUUUAUUGAGAAGAUGGAAGUUAGAAGGAAUCAAAGAAGAUGGAACAACUGUUGUAUUAGAUAAUGAUAAAUAUUAUGAAUUCAAACAAAGAGAAAUCAAAGAAUUUCCACUUCACACAAACGAAUAUUUUGUAUCUUUCAAAAUAACUCAAACAGGAAAGAAUUCAUUAGAUCGUGAUUAUUUACAAAUUUCUGUUUUUGAUUUCAAAGGAGCAUUAACAAAAAUAUAA
Molecule: messenger RNA, 1350 nt
Organism: Trichomonas vaginalis G3
Lineage: Eukaryota; Parabasalia; Trichomonadida; Trichomonadidae
Product: spectrin binding
Exons: 1
Coding region: 1-1350 (449 amino acids)
Source: RefSeq, a predicted model, not a curated record